Molecule: messenger RNA, 1969 nt
Organism: Esox lucius (northern pike)
Lineage: Eukaryota; Metazoa; Chordata; Actinopteri; Esociformes; Esocidae
Gene: tmie
Product: transmembrane inner ear
Exons: 4
Coding region: 216-728 (170 amino acids)
Source: RefSeq, a predicted model, not a curated record
AUGUGUUGGUAGAGAAAGAAUCAAGAUAGGAGAGGCAUAGGCAGUGCACCAGAUGGAGAGAGGACGCCCCUCGUCAGCACCCCUUUACUGACCAUUAAUCACCCAGGACCAUUGUGGUGCUGUCCAGGGUUGCCCACAGCGCAGCCGCCCAGCAGAGGAUAGGAUAGAGGGGGCAGGGAAUCUGUAGCCUGCAGGGAGAAAGGAAGGGUAAAAGAAUGACAUCCGGGGAACGGCCUUCUAAAUGUAUCCCUCUCCGGCCGGUACUGCUGGGUUUUGGGGCAGCCCUACUAUCGUUCUAUGUCUCCGCUGUGCUUUCCCAGGUUCCGGAUCCAGAGCUUUCACCGACAAAUCCUCCAAAGAAGCCAGACCCAGUCACUUCAGAAACAGUGGUAUUCUGGGGAUUGCGGUUAUGGCAGGUCAUUGGCAUCUUCUCUAUGUUUAUUCUAGCAGUCAUCAUAACCCUAUGCUGCAUCUUCAAAUGCCGUAUCCCCAGAACGAAGAAAGAGAUUGAGGCGCGACAUGCUCUAAGAGUAGCAGCUAAAGACUACGCUAACACACUGGAGACUGUGCCUCCUCUUAAUGAGCUCACAGAGAUCCCAGGAGCCAUUCCGGACAUUUCCUCCCUUCCGACGGUCUCUGAACAGGUCCAGGCUCGCGGCGCCAGCAGCAGCCAGCUCACAGUGGUGAGAGAGGAGGAGGAGCUCACCGGCCCUCUCACUCUGCCCUAGACUGGAUGACUUCCCUCUCUCCUCUUCCUCCUCUUCGGCCCCCCUUCUCUCAGCCUGAGACUCCAUUACAUCCUUUCCUCAUUCCCUCUUGCCUUAUCUGUUCUUAACACCCCCGCCAUAUUUAUGUUUGGACAGUGAGCAAUCCACAAGAGGGAACAUUGGAUCAUACAGCUCAGCAUUUGCUCAUUUACAGAAAAGGUUUGAAUUGCUGUAUAGAAGAGUUAAUUGACUCAGUCAGUGUUUUCCACAACUAUAUAAAGAAAUGACUUCGCUAUUGUGGAGAAGGUGGCUUGCUGAAGAGUUAAAGUUGAAUUGAAUUUUCACUACUGCCUGAUAUGCUAUUUGUUUGUAUAGUUAUCCUUGUCUGUCAAACAUUUAUUGUACACUGGACACAAAACAGCAAAUGCAAUAUUUGACUGCCAACUGUGGACCAUGAAUAUACAGAGAUUAAUCUCAAAGCUUUCUGUCAAUUAUGGUGCACGUCUACAUCUGUCAGUCAUUAUUUGUGUUUCUCUUUCUCCCUCUCUGUGCCGGACUCAAUCUGUAAGCUUGGCUUUGAAUAAAUAUAACUUCCCUUUCAUGUAAGCUUUUACAGUGACAACCGUGACAACCACUGAUCCGGUUAUAUUUCAACCUAGCACCAACUAUGUCUGCACAUGCUAUCUGUCCCCAUGCAGUAUUGCACAGGUCUACAUAGACAUAUUCAGGUCUAGAAUAUCUAUAAUUCAUACUUAUCUACAAUGAAAGACACCACAAGAUGCAUUAACUUAUGUAGCCAACACUUUGCUAUAAACAUAAAAUCAACCAUGCAUCUGAGAUUAAUGGAAGCCUAGCUAGCGGUUACAGUUAUAGGCCAGUAACUGAAAGGUUGCUGGUUUGAAUCAUAAUGUUGUUGUGCCCUUGGGCAAGGAACUUACCCCCUAAUUGCUCAUUAUAUUGUUCCUGAUAAUAUCACCUGCUAAAAGACUGAAAUGUCAGAGGGAGGCAUAACUUAAUGCUAACUGCUCCUGUGGCUUUGGACAAGUGUGUGUGGUAAAUGAAAUGUAACAAAAAAUAUUGAUAUCUAGAUAUUGUUUAGACUCAUUGGCAACACCGAGGUCCAUUUGUUAAUCCCCAAAUUCAUCCACAUGUAAUUUAGGGCUAUUUUAUAUUUCAUCUAAUGCUAUUGUAAAUGUUAGGGCUGAAUGUUUGAGGUUGUUUCAGAAAUGUUUGUGCUAUUUACACAAUUAUAUACACAGCUA